Xenia sp. Carnegie-2017 is the source of this 1659-nucleotide messenger RNA. RefSeq names its product elongation of very long chain fatty acids protein 4-like. Gene Ontology annotation, cellular component: endoplasmic reticulum membrane. The record is from RefSeq and is a predicted model, not a curated record. The coding region runs from base 249 to 1118 and encodes 289 amino acids. Gene Ontology annotation, molecular function: fatty acid elongase activity. The transcript has 8 exons. NCBI's taxonomy places the organism in Eukaryota, Metazoa, Cnidaria, Anthozoa, Malacalcyonacea, Xeniidae. Gene Ontology annotation, biological process: very long-chain fatty acid biosynthetic process; fatty acid elongation, saturated fatty acid; fatty acid elongation, polyunsaturated fatty acid.
GUAAUAUUGCAACAGCGGAAAUGGAUGAAUAUUUUGUGGUUGUAUAUCGACCUUAAUGGUUCGAAUCAUUUCAAAAUAUAAUCUAACAUACGUUAUACUAGUAAAUAAUUUAUUUACAAGAACAGCUCAAAUCCAGUGACGUGUAGUGGUCCUUAAAUCAUAAACAUCACCGAAAUGGUCCAAAUGAACAGCAUGUAAGACUCGAAGAACGCUUGCAAUAUUCCAGACCGCCAAAGUCGGAAGCAAUCAUGCAGGAGAAAAUGAUGAAAGUAAUUGAUGACGCACGAGAUUUUGUUGCUCGUUUAGAAAAUUCAAGUGAUCCUCGAGUGAAAGAUUGGCCACUAGUCCAAGAUGUCAGAUGUCCACUUGCGGCAAUCACGUGCUACAUCCUAAUUGUAAUUAUUGGGCCUAAACUCAUGCGAAAUCGUAAAGCGCUAGAAGUGAAGUUUUUAAUGACAGUUUAUAACCUUUUGGCCGUCAUUCUCAGCGCUUACAUGCUCAUAAAGAUAAUAUUACGUGUCACAGAAGCAAAAUACAAUAUGUUUUGUCAACCUAUAAACCAUUCUUUUGACAACCCCCUCGAAAUGGAGAUUGCAAGACUGCUAUGGAUCCACUAUAUGUCGAAAUACUUUGAAAUGCUGGACACUCUCAUAUUUAUUGUUCGUAAGAAAGAGACUCAGAUUUCGUUUCUCCAUGUUUAUCACCAUACUACAGUAAUUUUACUUUGGUGGAUUGGUACCAAAUGGCUUCCGGGUGGAUCUUCGUUCGUUCCAGCUGUAAUAAACUCGUUUGUUCACGUUGUGAUGUACACUUACUAUGGACUGAGUAGGUAUCCUACUUUACGAAAAUAUCUUUGGUGGAAACGAUAUUUAACUCAACUUCAAAUGACCCAAUUCUGCUUGCUCAUAUCCCAUUCGCUCUACGUGGCUGUAAGUGAUUGUCGAAGCAUAUUUCCACCGUAUAUGGCGAUCGUAUGUAUAUUAUACGCGAUUACAUUGCUGUUACUCUUUGGAAAGUUUUAUCUUGGUGCCUACUUUAAUCAAAAGAAGGAAAGCAAGAGCAUAGAUGGAUAUGGAGGAGCUAUCAUGAGCAACGGGGACAAAAACAAGAAACUUUGAAUGACCAUAGAAAUACUAUAAAAAUCACAAACAAAAAAGUCUGAUCAAACGAAAAAUACUAAAUAGGAGCUAUCUUUGGCAAUGGCAAUAAAAACAAAAAUCUUUAAACAACCUUGGAAAUAUUAUGAAAAUCACAAACAAAGAACAAUCAUCCACAUAAAGUUUUUUUAUCUUGGCUGGAAAUCUUCAAUAAAAUAUAAUAAUUUUCUUUGUAAAAAUAUCUGCCAGUCAUUUUUCUUCUGUAUUUGAAGAUCAAUAAUACAACAUGUAAUGGUUAUAAUAAUCUGCUGUUGAAAAUGUUCAUGCAAAUGAUUUCACUUCAAUUUGUUAACUAGAAACCCAGGUCAACGUAGUCUCUUCCACUUUGACAUGAUGUGUAUACAUACAAAGACAAUUUUACAAGCGAAAUUGUAUAAAUGAAUGAAUUCUCAAAAAGAAAGCAAAAUAUAUUCAGAUGGUAGUUAUCAUAGCGAGAGUGAACUGUACAUUGUCCAUUUUACAGCGUAAAUUGCUUCAUUAUAAAACUUUUAAAAAAUGAAAA